CACUCUUUUGGUUAUAUCCACACAAGCAUAGUGCUAUCAGUAUCGCAUGUGUCACAAACUAUCAUCCACCUAGGACCAAAUCCACAGUUAUAAUAAACAAAGAAAUAAUUAAGAAAACAGUCCUAAGCCGCGAAACUCACCCGUCAUCUGCUUCCCGGCAGAAACAAGAAGGGAGCAUCUUGGCCAAAAUUGAUCCAGCGGCAAUGGCAAUUCAAACGGCAGGCUGCAGAGCGCUAGUCAGGACCAGGUUUGCGCGACAGCUCGGGGUAGCCAAUAGGGAGACAGGAUCCAGCCCCCCUACACAACUUAAGUAUCUUUCUUCACUCGUGCCGCUUCGCGGAGUACGCCACAGGCUUCCCUGAGCCAGCAACAUUCUCCCUCCUACCUGUCGGUGACUCGACUGACAGCCAGGCGCUGCAUACAGCUGGCUUGGUCGCUCCUGAUUUCGCGCCCGACGCUGAGACAUCGAGUGCUUCGCUUGAGCAAACCUGUUUCUCCCCGGUGGAGGGAGAGACGUUGUCAGCAAGAUGGAGGACGACGGAACUUUGUCCGUGGAAGACCUGCCCGACGACGUUCUGCGUCUCAUCUUCGCGCUGGCGGGGCCCGAGGCCGUGCUGUUCUCCGUGCACGGCGUCUGCCGCCGGUGGCGCGAAGUGUCCAUGGAGGCGCGACUCUGGAGCCGGGUGUGCGUGUCGUUCGAGGAGGCGCCGGACAAGCCUUGGGAGCCGGAGACGCGGCCACUGGGAGGCGAGGGCGGGGCGCUGUGGCUGCGCAUCGAGACCAUGCGUGGUGUGGGCGCGUUGCGCCGUGUGCUGCUUCGCGCGCCGUGCCUGCGCCGGCUGCAGUUGUCUUUCCAGCAGCCGCCCCCCGAGGACCUGCGGGACGACCUGAGCGCCGCGUGCCGCCUGCCCAUCCAGGAGCUCGCCAUGCUACGUGUCCCCAAGGAGCUGGCCCUGCCCCUGAUCCGCGCGCAGGCCGACACGCUGCGCGUGCUGGAGUGGCGGCAGCCGAAGCAGGACCUCCGCUUCGCGGACACGAAGGACUACCGCCCUGCCGACGGCGACAUGCCCUACAUGCCGGAAAACAUUUGGGCGACGCUGGCCCGCCUGUCGCUGAGCGAGCUCGUGGUAGACUGGGCGUGGUCCACCAGCGCCUUGGGCCUCUGGUGGAUCACCGAGGAGAUGGCGUUCUUUCGCCAGCAGGGUGGGCAAGGCGGCGGCGCGGACGAGGCCGUCACCGGCAUCACGACGCGGCUCACCAAAUUCUCCCUGCAUGUGACGGAUUGGCGGGACGAGAGGUCCCAGAAGUGGCAGCGCGUGGCGGCGUGGCCGCUGCUUCGCGCCAACGCGGCCAACCUGCGCGAGCUGCACCUCUGCCUGGACCCGGUGCCGUCCCUGGAGGGCCUGGGCCUGACGUCGCUGCGCGCCGUGACCGUGCCGCUCAAGAUGGACCUGCGUCCGCUGCUGGGCUGCAGGGCCCUGCGGAGUGUGACGCUGCUGGGGGAAGAGGUGUACCACACCGUCGACGCAACUGGGCAUGGCCUGAACCGCAAGAGCGUGAGCUUCCUCGACGCGUGCGCGCACCCCGAAAGCGGCCUGCCGCUCGAGGCGCUGUGCCUGGAGGGCUUCAGCAAGUACAGCACGCCCCAGCUGCCCGGCGCGGCGGCCAAGCUCGCCAGCCUGCGCGAGCUGCGGUUCAUCAAGUGCCACUUCCGCGCCUGCGAUGGCUCGUUCUACGGGCUGCAAAGGGCGCUGGGCAAGCUGCGCGAGCUGCGUCGCCUGGAAGUUGGCUACGCCACUGACAUCCGCCCCGGCACACUGAAGCGCCUUGGCGCGGCGCUGCCUCCCACACUGCGCUGGCUGCGCCUCGACAUCUACAAGGAGUGCGAGCGCCAGGACGCCGAGAUCCGGGAGGUGGUGGCCGCCCACCCGGGGCUGCACGUGGUCAGGACCAGAGCUGUGGUCGACACGCCACCGCCGAUGGCCGACGACCGGUCGAUGUGCCCCGACCGCUGCGAGACGCUGCAUGGUGGCCGCUGCGGAGCCAAGAUCGUGGCCAACCACAGCAAUGUCGUCGACGGCCAGCCGCAAGGCCAGGGAACGGAUCGGGGAGGGAGGUCUAGUCGCCUCAUUGGAGGCCGUGGAGGCCGAGGCCAGAGCGUGGACUGUGACGAGUGCGCGUCCGUGCUGCGCUACCAGCACACUUCCCUCACCGAGGUGGACAACGCACCGUCGGCGGGCAGUCAUCCUCAGGACAAUCCUGACGGUCAGGACGACAUUUAGGAGGACUAUGCAUACCCGUCUUGCUGCUGGGCCCACUCUUCGGACGAGGAGUGGCUUUGGUGACCGCGGAAACUUGCGAAAUUUCGGUGUGUCGUGGAAAACGUACACCUCGUUCUUCAUGCACUUCAUCAAAACGACCGUACUUCGCUUUACCUUUGCAAUUUAGUGUUGUAGAUUUUUGUUUGGUUCAUUUGCAUGAUUAAUCUGAUUAGGGUUUCGUUUCACAAGAAGUGUACUAGAAGUGGACAGUUUACAUUUUUGUAUAUGUAUUGUGAGCUAGCUGCGUGCUGUGAAAACUUCUGAUCCCUUGUACAUGUUCAUUUUUUGUGCACAUAGUGGUUUUCUGUGGAAAUAAACACUUUGUAACUUUUCUGUAA
Molecule: messenger RNA, 2659 nt
Organism: Thrips palmi
Lineage: Eukaryota; Metazoa; Arthropoda; Insecta; Thysanoptera; Thripidae
Exons: 9
Coding region: 528-2282 (584 amino acids)
Molecular function (GO): protein binding
Source: RefSeq, a predicted model, not a curated record